AUGUCGUCUUCUUCAACGUCUACACAAUCGCAGCCCUACAAAGUCAUACCGUCCGACUCCCAGGAUGACCUCGACCACUUCAUCGACAUAAUUAGCGACUCCUUUGCAGCCACUGCUCUGACGACAUCGUUCAUAGUGGACAACGACAAGACUCCGCCGCCCUAUCCCUCUCCACUAGUCAACAAGGACCGUCGGCGGCGCCACUUCGCCUCAGGGAUCCUCGACAGCGCCGCAUCGGGUGCCGAGCUGGUCCAGGCGGGGAACUGGUCGGCCGUCGCGCUGUGGGAGCCGCCGCAUUUCCAAGGCAAGGCGUUCAUCGACUCGAAAGCCGAUCCGGGCACCCUGCUCACCGAAUGGAGGGGAAGAGUCAGUGCCGCAAAGGCUAGGUGUCUGGCGUUACCACCGUCUACCGAGUUGAGUCCGUCGACAGACUCGGAUUCCACCUCGACGUCGGACUCGGACGGGGACAAGGAGGCGGCACCAGCACCACCCGAAGAACAGCAACUACUCCGGCCGUACUACCAUCUGUCGUUCCUGGCUCGGAACAAGUCCGUGUCCAAGGUCGAAGGCAGCAUCAACGCCGUCAUGACCCCUUUCUUGAACCGGGCCAGAGACGAGAACGUCGCCGCUUGGCUGGAGGCCACUACGCCCCAGGCCGCGAGAAUCUACGAACACUUCGGGUUCCGCAUCGUCGAGAAGAUCACCAUUGGGAAGGGAAAGAUUGAUCACGAGGGCUGGCCGAGCGGAGACGGUCAAGAGGGAGAAGGCGUGACGGCGUGGGCGAUGGUGUAUGAUCAGCAUUUGAGGGAUUGA
Molecule: messenger RNA, 813 nt
Organism: Exophiala spinifera
Lineage: Eukaryota; Fungi; Ascomycota; Eurotiomycetes; Chaetothyriales; Herpotrichiellaceae
Exons: 1
Coding region: 1-813 (270 amino acids)
Source: RefSeq, a predicted model, not a curated record